GUGAAUGAAAAGACAGGCCGACGGAGAAAGCGACCUCUUUAUUUUCCCCCGAAUCUUUUAUUGCCGUAUUAUGUAGUUUCUGGAGCUACUGUCUCAGAAGAGAGGCUUGAGAUGGCGGCCAAUAUGUACAGGGUCGGAGAUUAUGUCUAUUUUGAGACAUCAUCUUCACAACCGUACCUCAUCAGGCGUAUUGAGGAACUAAACAAGACUGCAAGCGGCAAUGUUGAGGCCAAGGUGGUUUGUUUCUACAGGAGGAGGGAUAUCCCAAGCUCACUCAUCCAGCUUGCAGAUAAACAUGCAUUGGCUCUUGAAGAUGAGCAAGAAGAAACUUUAGAAGAAUUAUCGGAGAAGCAACGGCAUCAGCUGAAGCAUCGAGAGUUAUUUCUCUCCCGCCAAUUAGAGACACUCCCAGCUACACACAUCCGUGGGAAGUGUACUGUGACAUUACUGAAUGAGACUGAAAGUUUACUGUCGUAUCUCUCCAAAGAGGAUGCAUUUUUCUACUCCUUGGUGUACGAUCCACAACAGAAGACCCUCCUUGCUGAUAAAGGAGAGAUCAGAGUGGGACCUCGAUAUCAAGCAGAGGCACCAGCCAAACUCGCUGAAGGUGAAGAAUAUGAACGAGAUUUAGCCAAACUGGAAACUAAAGUAUGGAGUUCGGAUCAUGAACUACAAGAUCGUCAAAUCGAUCAGUUUCUUAUACUAGCAAGGUCAGUGGGUACAUUUGGCCGAGCUCUUGACUGUAGCAGCUCAGUACGUCAACCCAGUCUUCAUAUGAGUGCUGCUGCAGCCUCUAGAGAUAUAACACUGUUCCAUGCGAUGGACAUGCUGCAUUACCAGGGUUAUGACAUUACUAAGGCUGUAUCAGCCCUAGUACCAGCAGGAGGACCCGUUAUAUGCCAUGAUCAACUAGAGGAGUGGUCUGCCUCUGAAGCCAACCUCUUUGAAGAAGCGCUGGAGAAAUACGGGAAAGACUUCAAUGACAUCAGACAAGAUUUUCUUCCAUGGAAAACUUUAAAGAGCAUUGUAGAGUAUUAUUACAUGUGGAAGACAACGGAUCGCUACGUCCAACAGAAACGUCUCAAGGCUGCUGAGGCUGAGAGCAAACUCAAACAAGUCUACAUACCCAACUAUAACAAGCCAAACCCCAAUCAGAUUCCAAGCAAGCCAAGCGUCAACUUGCCAGGCCAGAUUGGUGCCCCCGGAACACCAGGUGUACCACCAGCAAUCUCACCUGGCAGUAGGGCAUGUGAAAGCUGCUACGCGAGCUCUUCCUACCAGUGGUAUUCUUGGGGACCAGCCAACAUGCAGUGUAGACUCUGUGCUACCUGCUGGAUCUACUGGAAGAAGUGUGGUGGCCUCAAGAUGCCAACCAGACUCGAUGGAGAUCGUCCUGGCCCAUUGCGCAACCGUCCAGAGCGCCCUCAGGGUAUGACUUUUGGCCUUCACCGUCCAUUCCGCUGCACCAUCAGUGGGUGUGGCAAGGAGUUCAAGCUAAAGGCACACUUAGCCCGCCACUGCCAGACAGUCCAUGGGUUGACCAUCCGUACCAGCAACCCUCGGGCCUUAGGAUUGAAGACUCGCCAGGCCUUCUACCUGUUCACCACCCCGCUAACCAGGCUCUCCCGUAGUGUCUGCCCAACGGUCCUCAACAUUCGCCAUGCUUCUAGGAAUCCGUUUGAUCCAAUCAACAUAGCGGCCAUCAAGCAGGCCUGUCAAAUGUUUCUUCCAGAGGGUGAGGGUAAGGUGAAGAAGUUCAGGAAGCGUAAUUGGCCCAAGGUGGACGUUGUGGUGACCAAGCUCCAAGGAAUGAUGGAAGCUGCCAAGAAGAGUGGAAGAGACUUGUACGAGGGGCGUGGACUGAGUACCAUGGGGUCGGCCAGCCAGCAGGCUAUAUGGGCCAAGGGCAAUCGCUCUGAUUUCAAGGAUGCUUCCACAAUCAGUACCAUCUCACCAACCAUGAUGAGAAAGAGGGGAUACGAGCACAGCUCUUCUUCAGAUGCACCAGCCAACAAGAGAAUGCAACUUGCUCCUCAGCGCCAUGUUCCAAAGAAAGGUGAACAUUUAGAAGACGGCGGUAGUGGAGACGCUAGUGCACAGGAUAUGGAGAGCAGAGAGCCGGAAAGCGGAGAAAUAAAUGAAAGUGACGAAGAAAAAUGUGCUCCUGGGGGAGGCAGGUUUGACCAUCUAACUGAAGCAGAACUUUCAACAUUGGAAGAAGAAAAGUACGAAAAGGGAACGUCAUACGUAACUGGGUGGGGUGUGAGAAUCCUACAAGAUUGGUGUAAGAGUGUGGGUGAAAAUCCAAGCUUUGAGAAUUUGGAAGUACAUGACUUGGCGUCACUCUUGCGACGAUUAUAUGGGGGGACAAAAAAACAAGAUGGCACAGCCUAUUCUUAUCAGUCUCUGAGGGGUUUGAGGGCAUCUAUCCAUCGUCACCUCACAAGCCCUCCGUUCAGUCGCGCUAUCAACAUACUGCAAGAUAAAGAGUUUAUGUCAGCCAACAAUGUCCUUCGGGCAAUGAUGAAACGUAUCAAGAGAGAAGGCAAGGAUAAAAGUCACCAUAAAACUUCCAUCAGAGCCGAAGACAUAAAAAAGAUGUUUUCAAGUGGCACACUCUCCACCUCCAACCCAACAAGUCUUCUGAGAUUGGUGUGGUUCCACACAUCUUUAUUCUUCUGUAGGCGAGGCAGAGAAGGCUUAACUUCUCUGAAGCGAGAUUCAUUCGCCAUAAAGAAAGAUGCUGCAGGCAAAGAGUAUGCCACUAUGGUGUUCAACGAAGCUACCAAAAAUCACCCUGGCAACUUACAGCAUGAUUUUGACGGGGAGAAGCGAAUGUAUGCAAAGCCUGAAAGUAAUGUUUGCCCUGUUGCAGUUCUGAAGCUGUACAUGAGUAAACUGAAUCCAAAACAAGAAGCCUUUUUCCAGCAUCCCUACUCAUCAACUGAUGGGGAAACACAUGCUUGGUACUGCAACGCACCAGUUGGCAAAAACAAGAUCGGGGCAAUGAUGAAACAAAUAUCCAAAGAUGCAGUCCUGAGCCAAAUCUACACAAACCAUUGUGUGCGAGCUACAACUAUAACUGUACUCAACGAGGCUGGUUGUGAUAGUCGUACUAUCAUGGGGCUUUCCGGUCACAGAAAUGAAUCAUCCAUCAAACAUUACUGUCGUGAUCCUUCUGAGAAGCAUAAGGUAGAUAUGUCAGCAGUUCUGCACAAUGUCAUCGACCCGGACAGCAUCGCUACCACCAGCAGUCAGCACAGGCCCUCACUCACUGUUGCUAAGCAGCAUGUCCCCGCAACCAACUCCACAGUGUCGAUGCUGCCAGUGUAUGUACUCGUCAACAAGUCUAAAGACAUGGCCGUCAAGAUCAAACAAACCACACAAACAAACCAGUCACAAUCCAUCUUUACAGCUUCAUCUUUGCCAUCAGAAUAAAUUUGUCAAUUUCAAUUUCCCAGCAACACAGCCGUAUUUCCUUGCCUUGUAUUUCCAUUUUUUUCCAUAUAAAUCAGCUUGUUUUAAAGGAAUGUUACAGAAUUGGUAAGAAACAAAAUUGUGA
Messenger RNA from Asterias rubens (European starfish), 3562 nucleotides. Its product is annotated as metastasis-associated protein MTA3-like. The record is from RefSeq and is a predicted model, not a curated record. Gene Ontology annotation, biological process: DNA integration; DNA recombination; negative regulation of transcription by RNA polymerase II. Gene Ontology annotation, cellular component: NuRD complex; nucleoplasm. The coding region runs from base 112 to 3438 and encodes 1108 amino acids. Gene Ontology annotation, molecular function: sequence-specific DNA binding; transcription coactivator activity; chromatin binding. NCBI's taxonomy places the organism in Eukaryota, Metazoa, Echinodermata, Asteroidea, Forcipulatida, Asteriidae. The transcript has 19 exons.